Molecule: messenger RNA, 1464 nt
Organism: Cordyceps militaris CM01
Lineage: Eukaryota; Fungi; Ascomycota; Sordariomycetes; Hypocreales; Cordycipitaceae
Exons: 2
Coding region: 1-1464 (487 amino acids)
Source: RefSeq, a predicted model, not a curated record
AUGGGCGGCCCUCGGGGCGGCUCGAUACCCCUGCCGCGCAUCAGCGGCUUCUCCGAAGACUUCUUCUACAAAUCCAAGCUCAAGCCCGAGGACGAGCACCUCAUGUCGGGCAUGCUCGCCAGAAACCGGUUCCAGAAGGGCAACCGGGCGGCCCGCUCCUACGCGAACCUAGUUGUGCUCUUUCGGAUGCUUCUCUUUUACACGCCGCUGAAGCACCAUCCGCACUUCUGGGGGUGGGUGGCCCAGGACUGGGGCAUCAGCACGGCCGGCAGCCAAAAGAUUGUGAGCAACGUGGCCAACUUGUACUCGGACGCGCGGUAUGCGGCGCUCGGCGUCAACGCACAGAGAGUCUCCCUCCUCGUGCGUCUGGUCGACGAGUGGUUGUUGAUUCGGCCGCGACCGGAGAUUGCCUAUUAUGAGGAUGUGGAUGAAGCAACUCUUCAGUCCAGGCGGAGCGCCUGGCUGAAUAUUCGCGACUACCAUGUCGACAUGCUCAUGGACUCGAAGCUGCCGGCUAAUCUAGUUGGAGUCGAUCCUCCUGAGAAAAUGGUCACAUCUCUCUGGGAACCAGACCCGGAAGUAGCCGCACUUUUGAAGGAGACGAAAACUACACGAAAGCCGAAACACGUCCUGCACAAAGUUGGCACGCCCAAGUCGCCAGCACCGCAAGCGUGGCUCCCCGGCCCGGAAAUGGAACGAAAGCGAAAAGUGUCCCCGUCAGAACGGGAAAUUGUGGAAAUUGACGAGAGUGAGCCCGCCUCAGCAGGCAGUGGCUCCAUCUUUGACGAGCGUUGCUUCAUUCCGGUCCUGGAGAAUACCCAAGGCACGUUGAGGCGCCCCCUACCUGCAGACGCUCCAAGUAAACGGAAUUGUUCUGCCGGCAACCACACCCCGGAGAAGUACUAUGCCGGUGCAUCACCCGACAGCCCCGACUUGAUCGACUUGACACCACCCCAGCCUGUCCAGCAGCAGCAGCAACAGUCUCUGCCGAAGCCUUCACCAGUCCUCAUCCAGUCCAAGCUAACCCAUUUCGCCAACCCCUACGCUGCCGCCGCACCAGACCGCCGCCCAGAGCUCAGCGCGCAGCUGCAGCGCGAGUCCAACGAGAUCCAACGCUGGCAGGUCCAGCUCGCCGCGCGCCUCGAGACGGAGACUAUUGGCUGUGUGCCGCCCACCGCGCACCAUGGUCCCAACGGGGCAGCGGACGGCGGUGACGGCGGCCAAGGGCUCCGGGCGGCCGAAGAGUGGGCGCAGUACGAUGCGAAGCUGCGAGAGAUGGAGGCGCGAGUGGCCGCGCUGGAGAGGGAGCACCGCGACGACGCGGCGUGGGGACGGUCCAUGGGCUGGUUCUUGUACGAUGCCAAUGGCAGGUCGUUGAGCGCGCUACAGGAUGUCUUUGGGGCGAUUGAUACCCUGCAGAAGACGUCGGCGGCGUUGCUGAAGAAUAUGAAGAAGUGCGAGUAG